Messenger RNA from Vigna unguiculata (cowpea), 1088 nucleotides. RefSeq names its product E3 ubiquitin-protein ligase SIS3-like. NCBI's taxonomy places the organism in Eukaryota, Viridiplantae, Streptophyta, Magnoliopsida, Fabales, Fabaceae. Gene Ontology annotation, molecular function: ubiquitin-protein transferase activity. Gene Ontology annotation, biological process: sugar mediated signaling pathway. The record is from RefSeq and is a predicted model, not a curated record.
UGUCACUUCUUCUUGUUUGAUGUUCAAUCAUGAUAAUUGUCGGAUGAAACAUCUCAAUCCAAUUUGACUCUAUAGUAAUCUCAUGCAUUUUUCACGUACCGAAGAUUGUUGGAUACAACGUUGUUUCAUUAUAGGGUUUUCCCUUCACCAUGGCAAUUAGAGGCGUUAAUUUCAAAUGGUUCGAUGGUUUUUUCUUGUCUGUGCUCGCGACCAACACAGCUAUUGUGAUAAUUAAUUGGAACUUAUACCAAUCUUGUACAUACCCUCUGCAUAUAUGGACUGUGGUCGAUUACAGUGUGGUUUUCACUUUCCGACUCUUGAUGUUCAUUGAUAAUGGACUUGCUUCCAGACUGAGAGAUUUUGGAUGGGCUCUGAGAUGUGCUAAUUUUUAUGGGAGAGUGGUUGUACUUUCAAUCCUUGCAUUCCUUUUGUAUCCAUUUCUUUGGGCAUGGACAAUAAUUGGUACCUUAUGGUUUAUCGACACUAAAAUUUGUUUGUCUGGAGGGGGUCAGAAAUGGAGCUUCAUUAUUUGGUUACUCUUUAGCUAUUGUGGACUCCUUUGUAUUGCUUCUCUCACAGCAGGGAAGUGGUUGAAACGAAGACAAUUGCACUUGUUAAAUUCCCCAGAGGGUAUGCAUAUAUCCGCAUUUGGGAUUAUAAUGGAAAUGAUCCAAGUACCUGAUUGGGCAUUUGAAGCUGCAAGCACUGCCCAAAAUGCUACAUUUCAUCCUGGACUUUACCUAACUGAAGCUCAGAAAGAAGCAAUGGAAGCUUCAAUUCAAGAACUUCCAACAUUCAAGUUAGAUGCGGUUCCUACUACUUGCAACGAAUGCCUCAUUUGCCUAGAAGAGUUUUGUGCAGGAAAUCAGGUUCGUGGGUUGCCCUGUGGUCACAAUUUCCAUGUGGAAUGCAUAGACGAGUGGCUUCGGCUUAACGUGAGUUGUCCUCGAUGUCGUUGUUCAGCAUUUCCUAAUCUUAAUCUUAAUGCAAUCUCUGAUCUUCAUUUCGAUCCUGAAGACUUUUCUAACACUAGUAUAACAAGAACACAUGACUUAAAUCAAACUACUAGGUAAAAUUACUUGUUAUUA